This is a messenger RNA of Didymosphaeria variabile, 846 nucleotides long. RefSeq lists its product as uncharacterized. Lineage: Eukaryota; Fungi; Ascomycota; Dothideomycetes; Pleosporales; Didymosphaeriaceae. Gene Ontology annotation, molecular function: oxidoreductase activity. Bases 1 to 846 code for a protein of 281 amino acids. The record is from RefSeq and is a predicted model, not a curated record. The transcript has 2 exons.
AUGGCAGACAUUCCCCUGGAACCCCCUCCUCGGGGCCUCAAAGGCAAAGCGGCUAUCGUCACCGGUGCCGGCUGUGCUGGUAACGGGAUCGGAAACGGGCGCGCAAUAGCUAUAAUGCUGGCUGAUGAAGGGUGCAGUGUUCUUUGCUUGGACAUGGACCUUGCGAACGUGGAAAAGACAGCUUGGAUGGCGAAUUCUAAAGCUGAUCGCGGCAAAGCGCUGGCUUUCAAGUGCGACGUCACAAAAGCGGAAGACUGUGAGGCCUCUGUUCAACAUGCCUUGAAAGCCUUUGGUAGACUGGACAUUCUUAUCAACAACGUUGGUAUAGGAGGAGCCCCAGGUACCGCACUGGAUGUGGAUAUGGAAGCGUUCGCGAAAGGGCUCGAGAUCAACAUAUCCAGCAUGGUGCUCAUGGCAAAGCACUGCAUCCCUGCAAUGCAGAAAAAUGAAGGUUCAGUAAGAGGAAGCAUUGUGAAUAUGGGGAGUGUAGCAGGCCUAAAAGGUGGGACACCUCACCUACUGUAUCCCACAAGCAAAGGUGCCGUAGUAAAUAUGACGCGAGCGAUGGCGGCGCACCAUGCGGAAUGUGGAAUCAGGGUAAACUGUGUCUGUCCUGGCAUGCUAUACACCCCUAUGAUGUACGCGAAAGGAAUGAGCGAAGAGGCUCGAGAAGCGAGGAAGAAGAGAAGCCUCCUCGGUACAGAAGGCAACGCGUGGGAUGCGGCUGCCGCGGUAGUUUUUCUUGCCAGUGACCAUGCGAGAUGGAUAACUGGCGCAAUACUUCCUGUCGAUGCCGGCGCAACUGCUGCAGUUGGCAUCGGAAUGCCCAAGGGCACAAGCGUAUAA